AUGUCAGCAUUUAGUACACCAAUCAAAGCAAAAGGUAUAAAAAAUGAAAUAGAAGAUUCAAUGUUAAGUUUUAAUAACAAAACAAUUUCAACUCCAAAUAACAAUAAAAUCAACUCUUCUUAUAUUGAAGAAGAAGACAAAACUUAUAUUUAUAAUACAACUAUCGAGGAUGAUAUAUCUUCUAAUUAUGAAGAAGAAGAUGAUGAUGAUGACGAAGAAAAUGUAAUUCAAGAUCUUGAAGAUGAAAUAAGGGAAAGAUUAUCCAAAGAAAGUAACGAUACGGAAAUAGAGGAAGAUGAUGAACCGACUAUUAAAAAGGAUAUAAAACAAUCUUCAACCUCAAAUCCAAAAACUGAUCUUACAAAGACUAAAUUUGAGAAAUUUAUAACUAAACAUGAAAUACCGAGAAAAGUAUUUCAUUCAUCAAUUGGUAUAUUAACAUUAUGGUUAUAUACAAAAGGUACAACUAUACCACAAUUAUUUGCUCCAUUAUUGACUGCUUUUGUAUUAGUAUUAGCAAAUGAUUUAAUAAGAUUACAUAAUCCAGAAAUAAAUAAAUUUAUUACUUCCAAGAUGUGGUUUAUAAUUAGAGAAAAUGAAAAAGAAUCUUAUAAUGGAGUUUUAUUUUAUUUGGCAGGUGUAUUAAUUGUAUUAUAUUUAUAUCCUAAAGAUAUUAGUGUAUUAAGUAUUUUAUUAUUAAGUUGGGCUGAUACUGCUGCUUCAACUGUUGGUAGACAAUUUGGUAAAUAUACUCCAAAAAUUGGUAAAAAUAAAUCAUUAGCUGGAUCUUUAGGAUCAUUUUUCGUUGGUAUAUUAUCAUCUUAUUUAUGGUAUGGUUGUCUCAUUCCAAAUUAUCCAGUUAACAAACCUGGAGAAAUUUUUUGGUCACCAAAUCAUAGUUUUUUGAAUAUUCAUAUAUUAUCAUUAAUUGUUGGAGUAGUUGCUAGUGUUUCGGAAUUUAUUGAUUUAUGGGGGUUAGAUGAUAAUUUUACUAUCCCUGUAUUGAGUGGUACAUGUUUGUAUUGGAUUACAAAAAUAGCUCAGAGCUAA
This is a messenger RNA of Lodderomyces pseudojiufengensis, 1050 nucleotides long. RefSeq names its product diacylglycerol kinase. Gene Ontology annotation, molecular function: ATP-dependent diacylglycerol kinase activity. The record is from RefSeq and is a predicted model, not a curated record. Gene Ontology annotation, biological process: phosphatidic acid biosynthetic process. The coding region runs from base 1 to 1050 and encodes 349 amino acids. The transcript has a single exon. Gene Ontology annotation, cellular component: endoplasmic reticulum membrane. Lineage: Eukaryota; Fungi; Ascomycota; Pichiomycetes; Serinales; Debaryomycetaceae.